Ruditapes philippinarum (Manila clam) is the source of this 4888-nucleotide messenger RNA. RefSeq lists its product as uncharacterized. Gene Ontology annotation, molecular function: hydrolase activity, acting on ester bonds. NCBI's taxonomy places the organism in Eukaryota, Metazoa, Mollusca, Bivalvia, Venerida, Veneridae. The record is from RefSeq and is a predicted model, not a curated record.
AUGGUUACUCUUUUUCAUCAGUCUACUUGUCUGAAUGAUUGCCUCCUAGAAAAGCAGAUGCUUAUAUACUCUGAUACCCCAGGGUCAGCAGGGCUCAUUGGACACAAAUUGAUAAAUGAUGUUCCAACUAGGUGGAACAGUAGUCUGUCGAUGUUACAACGCCUCUCAGAGCAAUUGGCUGCUAUCCUGGCAAUUGCAAGAGACAACAAACUUAACAUUAACAAGACUACAUGUAAUAAUCUGAGAUCAUACUGUCUUACCUUUGAUGAACAAAACCUUGCUGAAGAGACUGUGUCAGAGUGGAGUAUUCCAGUCCCAACUGUGGUCACAGAUUAUGCUGCCAAUGAGAAGAAAGCUCUGGUACUGCUAGUGUGGACACGGUUUGGUUGUUAUGGUCAUCGUUUGAAUUCGGCUCCUUUGAAAAGCUCACAAAAUGACACUGUGUCAGAGUGGAGUAUUCCAGUCCCAACUGUGGUCACAGACAAUGCUGCCAAUGAGAAGAAAGCUCUGGAACUGCUAGGGUGGACACGGUUUGGAGAUGAGCUGGCCGGUGGGAAGCGCUCUAAAGAAAGAAUUACCAUAGCAUUAUGUGCUUCAAUGACUGGUGAGAAACUUAAACGUCUUGUGAUAGCUGUUAAUUGGAGACAUGAGGAGGUUCUGCUACUGAUCUCGUUGUAUUCUGAGCACCAACAGAUGUUCAACAACUCUCUUUUCAAGGCCUAUGAAGUUUGGAAAAAGAUUGCUGAAGGCAUGAGGGAAAAAGGAUAUUCAUUCACUGGCCUGCAGUGCGACAAGAAAUUUCGCUCUUUGAAGUACAGAAUAAAAGUCAAGGAAAACUUUACUUUUUGCAUACAACUUGCUGUUCUAGUUGGAAUUAUGUCUAAGAUUGAACAAUUUGAAACAAAGACGGAGGCGGGAGAGUUGGUGGAUCCGGAGCAGUUGGUGGAGGAGUUGCUGCUCAGUCAACUGUCUGAAUAUAGACAGAGACAGAUCUUGCUAGGGCAAGUAGCUCUGGCCAAAGAUCUGGACAACCAAAAAUGGUUGUCAGAUGUAGCAGGUUUCUGCUACAAAAUGGGGUUUGGGUACGCCUCUGAUGGUUGGAUAGAGAGGCACAUUGGUACAAUACCUCAAUGGGCGUAUAGCCACACAGGAAGGCCCAAACCCAAGGAUAUGGCAGCUGAGACCAUUCCUGCUAGUUCUUCUGAUGCCGUUGCUGAGAGUAGAAAAGAGCAACCAGUGCAGGCCCAGGAACGACGAAUCGUCCAGGAGGAGCAGCCUCAGAAGAAGCAGCCCCUUGUUACUUGCAAGGGUGCUGGAGGACUUGAAAACAGGACAUAUGCCCUUGUUACUUGCGAGGGUAUAAAGAGAGCGAAGGAGCCUGCAAGGAGUAAUAAUACCAGGCCAGUAGAAAGGACAGAAAAAGAAGUUGAAAAGGCUGCCGAGAGACAACCCCGAAGGCUAAUUGUUACUUGCAAGAAGCCGGCCUUGUUCUAUUCCCUGGUGCAAAGGCAAUUUUUUUAUAAAAAGGGGCACAUUUUCGGAUAUCAUUAUCCAACUGCCUUAGCAGCUGAGGAAGGAGGAGUGGAUACCAGAGUUUCAAUACGAAUAGAAGCGCUCUGGUAUUUAGCUAGAAGUUUGGUAGGCCCACAAACGAACAUCAUGGACCUUGUGGAUUUCUUGAAUAACUCUGGUUGUUUGAGUGACUUGGAGGAUUGUACGGCUGAUGAAUGGUCAGAUGAUGUUGCCAUGAGGAUUGUCAGAGUACUUGGUCUGGUAGCUCCUGUGAGGUUGACGUGCAUUCCUCUUAACAGUCCUGGUGGUAUAUUUUACUACCGGGUGUUAGCAAAGUUGUUGGCCUUCUUGGAGAAAGGGCUCAUCAUGAGUUUAUGGAGGUUCGGUCUUCCAGAACUGCGGCAUCUGUUACGAGAAAGAUGUCCGACGCCUCCUUCAUCAGCUCCAGAAACUCCGGUGUGGCAUUCUUUGCCACAUUUGACAGUAGAAAGAAAUGCUGAUGGAAGGCGGGAAGUAAUUGUAUCUGAAGAUCGUCCAACUGAUGAGUCGGCAAAAGAAUCUUGUAGUACUUCUACAGGAUUAGGUGUGGCUUCUCGCAGUACUUCUGUAGAGCAUUUGGAUGUCUGUGUCGGUACAGAAGAUUUAGAGGAUCGUACCGAACUCUGGUAUGCCAUCGCUGAUACACUCUAUAAGGAGUUAUCAGAUGAAGAGGAGGAGGGGAUUUCUCCAAAAAGGUCAUGGCAGAAGGAACAUGUAGACAUGGAGGUGGAGGAAGGUGGUGAGGAGGAAGAAAAAGAGGUGGAAGAUCCCCAAAUACCUAGGCCAGGCGCAGUCGAUUCCCAUUUUCAUUUGGAUCGUCUGUGUCGAAUGGCUAGAAUCAGGCCCAUGAGUUAUCAGAGGGCAUUGACAGAGAUUAAACCCUUUAAAGAAGCGGAUGCUGUUGAGGUCGAGGGGGCUGUUGCGGUAUUUUGUGAUCCUGACAGUUACCCAUCAAAAACCGAGGUGGAUAACCUUAAAAAAGAAGGUGUUGUGUCGGUGGUUGGCCUUCACCCUAGCAAAGUCACUAGUCAGGGGGCAGUGGAAAAACUGAAAAAGGUACUGAUGGAGUGUGAUGUUGUAGGGUUGGGAGAAAUUGGAUUAGAUGGUACAAAGGACCAUCUAAUUUCUCAACGUAGUAUUUUUCAUGAUGUACUGACCCUAAUCACCAAACAUCCGGAUUUUGUGCUUAUACUUCAUUUCAGACUGGAGCCCCAUCAGUCAAGUACAAGGGCUUUAUACAAUAUGUUUUAUCGAUGUAAGGCCGUUGUACCAAGAAGGCAGAAGAUUCAUCUUCAUUGUUUCAGUGGCACCAUGGACGAUGUUGAUUUAUGGUUGGGGUACUUCCCCAAUACAUAUUUUGGGUACAGCUACAUGGUGUCAAAGGAAGAUUUUGGAGAAGGUGCCAGAAUUGCUUUACAAAGGAUUGAGGAGAAGAAACUCUUGCUAGAGUCAGAUGCUCCGUACUUUCCUCACGGGCAUCAAUACAGAUGGUCAUCUCCUUCAUUUAUAGGAAUGACAGCCACUGCUGUAGCUAGGGUGAGGGGUUGUUCUAAGGAACAAAUACUUAGAACAACUGUUGAAAAUGCCAGACGUUUGUACUGGUAUUAGAGCUAACAUAUACUUUAUGUUAUGCUCAAUUUGAUUGUAAUUCCAGGGUUUAGAAAAUAGCACAUAUUUUGUGUCAUAUUUUUAUCUUAUAUUGGAUCAAUACACAUACUUUGUGUGGUUUGUGAAUAAUUCAUUUUAUCUGAGGUUAAUUUUAUCUGAGCAGUUCACAUACUUUGUGUGGUUUUAUGUAAAAUGUGGUUAUAUUGUUUUAACGCACAUUCUUUGUGUAAAUACUAUAUAUUAUAUGAUUGUUAUAUGAUUAACAUCAUAUGAGGAUUUUAAGAAAAACUGAGGAUGUGGAAGUGGGAGCACUUACUUGCUGACUCCAUUUUAAGAUGUUUUAGGUGUGUAUAAUUUUAAAUUUUUGUUAAUAUUGUUUUAAUAGUUUUAUACGUAGGACAAAUAGAAAAUCACAUCAUUUCGUUAUCUCUGGGUGGAUGCUUUAUGAUUUAGGGGGACUGAGGUUUAUUUUUUGGGGGUGUGGUUACCGCCUAAAAAGAUAAAGUUGGGGGAAUGUUGCAGUCAUGGAUUGACUGCACUUUCCGUUAUUUAGGUGUCCUUUCACUUAAAAUCUCUUCCCGCGCUCUCAAAAUUCCGGAGAUUUCUGUUCCAUGCCGGGUAAGUGAACUGACAAGACGUGUUUUUCAUUGCUGCAGAAUUGAACUUUACAUUUUACUUAAAUUUGUUAAACUACUGUUAAAUAAAGGUGGUAAGAUGGUCUAGGUGUUUGAACCAAUAAUAAAUAAAGACCAGAUAGCACAGAAACCAGUUAUGACAAAAAAAAGAGCUUUUGAAACCGUUUCAAUUUAUGUUAAGAAAUCAAGAGCUGCUUAUGAAGGAGAUCACUUAUAGAAAAUAUAUAAUAUUUAAGUAGCAGUUCAUCAGUAAAUUUAACUUUAAACCAUAAGAAUCAAAAUCAUCACACAAAGUUUAUAUACUUGAAUGGAUGCUGUAAGGUCAAAAUUUAAUUUCAUCAUGUACUGAUAACUGUUGAGAAUCUUUACAAGUAUGAACUGUUUGUAUCUUUAUAGUGUCAACAUGUAUAAGUUGGACAUCUAGAAAAGUUUUUGGUUGAAAAUGAGAGCAAAUGAUAUAUUUUCUCCUUUUAUAUAUAAUUAAAAUUAUGUGCUUGUUUUAAGUUGUUUUAUCUUUUAUUGUUUACACUCAACUUUUAUAACUCUUAAAUGCAACACAUACGAUAAAAGGUUAUAGACUGUACUGUCAGAGGAAAAAAAUGAUGUGACUUGGUCAGAGUGAAAAUGGCAAAAAAUUAUGACAAAUACAUUUAAAAAAUAUUGGUGAAGUGUCUGGAGAAAUUGUUUCUAGUGCAUCUUAAAAUGCUGAAAUUCAAUUUUUCCCAAACCCCCGGCUUUUUCAGGAUUUUAAAUUUAGACUUGUUGACACCCCUGUCACUGACAAAGCCAAUGAAGUUAAAAUUUACAAAGGGGUUUUAGUGUUGUGGAUAAUGAGGAAUGGUGUAGAACAGACAACAUGACAUCACAAAUGCUCAUCUGUGAACACUUUGUGCUCAGAUGAGUAAAAACAACUUGUCAGAGUUUAUGACACCAAUCAUAAUUUAAAAAAAAUAUGAAUUAAGUUUCAAAUAAAUACCAUCAGUAGUUUGUUUUUGAAAGAUUAAUGAUGCAUGCAAAACUAAUUAACUUUUACCAAAAUUUUUCUCAAUUCACAAAAGUCAAUUACCAAUUCAAUAUCCAUGUCAGAGUUAUGG